Messenger RNA from Acanthochromis polyacanthus (spiny chromis), 3688 nucleotides. It is a transcript of the gene cacng1b, whose product is annotated as calcium channel, voltage-dependent, gamma subunit 1b. Lineage: Eukaryota; Metazoa; Chordata; Actinopteri; Pomacentridae. Gene Ontology annotation, molecular function: voltage-gated calcium channel activity; calcium channel regulator activity. The record is from RefSeq and is a predicted model, not a curated record. Bases 672 to 1358 code for a protein of 228 amino acids. The transcript is spliced from 4 exons. Gene Ontology annotation, cellular component: L-type voltage-gated calcium channel complex; membrane. Gene Ontology annotation, biological process: regulation of calcium ion transmembrane transport via high voltage-gated calcium channel; calcium ion transmembrane transport.
GCAGCGCCUCAGACAAUUGCGCUGGAAACGAGUUGGACUGAAUAAGAAUGUGCGACAGAUGAGACGCAGAAUGUUCCAGAUAGAUGAUUGACUGAUUGGCAUCGCAAUGAAAUAUUGAACGGCGAUGUCAAACCUCGCUGGAGGAUUUGAUUAGAUUCGUCUCUGAUGCUGCACAAGUGGAACACUCGCAAUCAAUAGACCGUGACUAAACUUUUAAAUGAAAGUGUCCAAUCUCCACCCAGCUCUUGUCAACACCACAACGCUCAGGUAAUUGGUGUAAUCGGUGCGAGCGCUUCCCGGUUCGUCUUCGUCUCGCAGCUGAAUGGCCUCAGCUCACCAAAGGCAACCAGGGAGGGAGAGGAGGAGAGGAGCGAGGUAGAAACUAGGGCACUGUUAUCUGGCCCCUUUUUACCAACCACCAGGCACAAAGCAGAGAAAGAGAAAGAAGGCGCCUCGGACAGGAGAGCAGAGCGAGGACGCCAACAGCGAAGUGGAGCUGGAGACGAGACUGGGAACCUCUGGAGUCAACAACUGCCGCCGAGGACCUGAAGACAAACAACAGAGUUAACCUUGACUGUCCUGCGCAGCCUUUCCAAUCACACACACUCUCAUCUGCGCGCACACACACACACACACACACGUGCAAACACGCGCACACGUCGGGCGGCAACAUGUUUGACGAGCAGGCGACCAAGGUCAAGAUCACGUCGGUGGUGAUCGUGGUGGGCAUGUCGUCGAUGCUGGCGGCGGUGGUGACCGACCACUGGGCUGUGCUCAGCCCCCGAGUGGAGAAGCUCAACGCCACCUGCGAGGCGGCCCACUUCGGCCUCUGGAGGCUCUGCAAGAAGAGCAUCUUCAUCGUGGAGGAGGACCCUCAGGGCAAAGGCUGUGGCCCCAUCAGCCUACCAGGAGCAAAAAACUGCUCCUACUUCAAACACUUUACAUCGGGGGAGGAAGCUGAAGUUUUUGAAGUCAAGACCCAGAAAGAGUACAACAUCUCAGCGGCAGCCAUCGCCAUCUUCAGCUUGUUUUUCAUGAUCCUCGGCUCCCUGUGUGUCAUCUUCUCCUUUGGGAAGGGCAGGGACUACCUGCUCCGGCCUGCUGGGAUGUUCUUCGCCUUCGCAGGCCUCUGCAUCAUCAUUUCUGUCGAAGUGAUGCGUCAGUCCGUCAAGCGUAUGAUUGAAAGCGACGAGACCAUCUGGAUUGAAUACUACUACUCCUGGUCCUUCACCUGCGCCUGCGCCUCCUUCACCCUCCUCAUCCUCAGUGGCGCCGCCCUGCUGCUCAUCUCGAUGCCACACAUGCCCCGCAACCCCUGGGAGACCUGCAUGGACGCCGAGCCCGACACCUUAGAUUAGCUGCAGGCAGUGUAAUGAAACUAAUCUGGUAAAAAACAAAAACAAAAAAAAACACAGCUGGUUUUGCAUAUUUUAGUCCUUUAACUAUCUACAGUGCCAUGAAAAAGUAUUUGCCCUCCUUCUCAAAUUCUUUAUUUUUUUUGGCAUAUUUUCCCCAAUUUAACAUUCAAGAACAUCAAAUAAAUGUAAAUGUCAGACAAAGAGAACCAAAGUAAACACAAAUGCAGUUUUUAAAUAAUGAUUUUUUUUGUUAAAGGGGGAAAAUAUUCAAAGCUACCUGUCCCUGUGUGAAAAAGUAACUUCCCCUUAAAUCUAAAAACUGGUUGAACCACCCUCAGACAACUGUUUUCUAUGACUCUCUCACAUCUCUGUGGAGAUAUCUUGGUCCACUCUUCUUUGCAGAAUUGUUUUAUUUCAGCAACACUGAAGGGUUUUCCAGCAUGAAUGGCCUUUUUAAGUUCCUGCCAGCAUUUCAAUCGGAUUCAAGUCCAGACUUUGACUACGCCACUCCAUAACCUUCAUUUUGUUUUUUUCAAGCCAUUCAGAAGUCGACUUGCUGGUGUGUUUUGGGUUGUUGUCCUGCUGCAGAACCCAGUGAGCUUCAACUUGAGGUCAUGAACUGACGGUUGAACGUUCUCCUUCAGGAUUUUCUGGUAGAGAGCAGAAUUCCUGGUUCCAUCAGUCACAGCAAGUCGUCCAGAUCCUGAAGCAACAAAGCAUUCAGCACCCGGACCAUCACACCACUACCACCGUGUUGGACUGCUGCUAUGAUGUUCUUUUUCCAGAUGUAACGAGACACACAGCUUCCAAAAAGUUCAACUUUCAUCUCGUCAGUCCAUAGAAUACUCUCUCAAAAGUCUUGGGGAUCCUUCAGAUAUUUGUUUCCAAAAGUAAUGUAAGAUGAGCCUUUGUGUUCUUUUUGAUCAGCCGUGGUUUUUGUCUUGGAACUCUGGCAUGGAUUCAUUUUUGCGAACUCUCUUCCUUACUGUUGAGUCAUAAACUCUGAUCUUAACUGAGGCACGGGAGGUCUGCAGGUCUUUAGAUCUUGUCCUGGGUUCCUUUGUGACCUCCUGGAUGAGUCAUCUCUGUGCUCUUGGGGUAAUUUUGGUAGUAAAGGUUCACCGCUGUUCAAUGUUUUCUCCAUUUAUGGAUAAAGUCUCUCACCAUGGUUCUCUGGAGUCCUAAAGCUUUAGAAAUAGCUUUGGAACCCUUUACAGACUGAAGGAUGUCAAUUUUUCUUGAAUUUCUGUGGAUAGCAAUGUUAUGUUGCAGUUUUUUGAGACCUUUUGGCUGAAUUCAUUUUGUCAGACAGAUUCUAUUUAAGUCAUUUCUUGAUUGAACAGGUCUGGAGGUAAUCAGGUGUGGGUGUGGUCAGUGGAAUUGAACUUGCUUUCCAAAAAAUGGGAUUAGCCACAGUUAAUGAUUUAACAAGAGCAGCAAUUACUUUUUCACACAGGGCCAGGUAGGUUCGGAUAGCUUUUUACCCUUAAAACAUUCAAUCACCAUUUAAAAUGGUUGUCUUUGUCUAAUAUUUAAAUUUGUUUGACAGUCUUAAAAAUUUAAAUGGGGGAAAUAUUAAAAAAAAACAAUUCAAGAAGGGAGCAAAUACUUUUCCAUGGCACUGUAUAUCAUGCAUUACUUGUACAGGAAUAAGAAAAGUACACUUUUAACAAUUGAAACUAAAAUAAGAAGUCUAUUUUCCAAGUUGUAAAGCAUUUUUAGUCUGAUUUCUCACCUUCCGUGUCCAUUAGUUUCUGUUCUUGUUAGUAAAACGCUUGAUAAAGCACUUAGAGGAAGGGACUGUGUUUUUGGGGAGUUUAAGAGCUAAGAAAUAAUUAAGCAACCUGUCAAAAAUGGCCUUUAUACCACAUUUUCCAACCUCACACUGUUGUUUUUUUCAUGUAAUUAUUGUUUGAGACAGUUUAUGAACCUACUGUAGCUUAGAAACACAUUAUUGUUUCAUGUUUAGGCCAGAAGUAAUUAAAAGUAAUUAAAAUUUCAAAUAAAUUAUUAUAAGACUACUUGUACUUUUGCAAAUAACUGUUUCUGUAUUUUAUUCUCCUUUUUGGUUAAAUAAGCAGAAAAGCCCAGGAAGGUAUUUUACAGCUAAAAAAUGUCUUUUUUCCUUCACCCACCAUGUCUGUAAGCAUUGUUUUUUAUUCUUUCUCUCCAUAGUAGGUACCUAUAAAAGAAAAAUGUGAGUCUAGGGACAGAGUUAUAUUAAUUUUAGCAUCAUGUGGAAAGUCAGGAGGAAAUGUGAUGCGUCCAUGUCGAUGUUGAUGUGUUUUUUCCCCCCCGAAGACCCUGAAAUAAACGACUGUUAACCUUCA